Messenger RNA from Paramisgurnus dabryanus, 1082 nucleotides. The record is from RefSeq and is a predicted model, not a curated record. NCBI's taxonomy places the organism in Eukaryota, Metazoa, Chordata, Actinopteri, Cypriniformes, Cobitidae.
CAUGAGACGACAUCAGAGCCACAUAAUCCACUGAUCUCAGGACAUUUCUCAUGGAUGUUUCAUAUGAAGAUAUGAGUUUGACAUCAGCUGUAGACGCUCAUCUUCUGAACUGGGUUUAUCUGUCUCUUCAGGACUCAUCUGAUGAUGAUGGAAACCACCAGAACAAACCUGAACUGGAUUCACAUCUUCAUACCAACAUCAUAAGAAACUUCAUUCAUCAGCACAGCACACAGAGAGACAGCAGCUUAUAUAAGACUUUAUCUACUUUUUACUCUUUAAACAACAUCCUCGAGGAUCUCAGCUCAUUGACAGAAAACUUCUCUGACCUCUCGCUCUCCUCUGAACCUCAAAGACCCUGCAAGAAACCUCCACCCAACUACCUGUGUCACCUGUGCUUCAAUAAGGGUCAUUACAUCAAAGACUGUCCACAGGCUCGUCCUAAAGGUGAGGGCCUGACCCCAUAUCAGGGGAAGAAGAGAUGUUUCGGGGAGUACAAGUGUCCAAAAUGCAAGAGAAAAUGGAUGAGUGGAAACUCUUGGGCAAACAUGGGACAGGAAUGCAUUAAAUGCCACAUCAACGUCUAUCCACAUAAACAGCGUCCUCUGGAGAAACCUGAUGGUCUGGAUGUGUCAGAUCAGAGUAAAGAGCAUCCACAGCAUCUCUGUGAGAAGUGUAAAGGGUUGGGAUAUUACUGCCGUCGAGUUCAAUGACCUGACAGACAUUCAUUCACAUCCUCAUCCAGCCUGUAACACGAGUACAUCUAAUUAUUUAUACUGAACCCUAAAAUAAAGGAUGUUCCUGGAUCAAAAUAACGUGAAGAUUGUGAAGUCUCGGGUUUGAGCAUCGGCUUCAUGGACAGUAUAAGCAAAACUCAUCUAUAGAGACUGCAUGCACAGGUUAACAAGAAGAAUCCAGACUCUUUAAAUGGAGUAAAUGGAGGUCAUUGCAUUUAUUGGAUAUUUUAAUGCCUUAUAUUUGACAUCAGGUCAGUUGCACAUCUGUGAUUCACAAACACAUGUACAGUGUGAAAUACCUCCAGUAUGUUUAAAUGAAACAUGUUCUGAGAUGUUAUCUUAAUAUUC